Messenger RNA from Daucus carota subsp. sativus, 1126 nucleotides. Its product is annotated as peptidyl-prolyl cis-trans isomerase FKBP13, chloroplastic. The coding region runs from base 80 to 733 and encodes 217 amino acids. The transcript has 5 exons. Gene Ontology annotation, molecular function: peptidyl-prolyl cis-trans isomerase activity. Gene Ontology annotation, cellular component: chloroplast. NCBI's taxonomy places the organism in Eukaryota, Viridiplantae, Streptophyta, Magnoliopsida, Apiales, Apiaceae. The record is from RefSeq and is a predicted model, not a curated record.
UAUUAACCAGAUAUUUAAUUCCACAUUCUUUCUUAUCCCCUGGAGAUAUCUUUGUUUUUGCAAACACUAGUCUAGAGAGAUGAGCUCAUUGCCAUUUUCCUUGGCCUCUCCAGCACACACAAAACAAAUAAGAAGUCCCCCCACAGCACAAGCCUCAUCAGCCUUUAAGACUUUUGGCAACAAUGAGCAGAGAUUUAACAAGAAGGCUGCUAAUGAGCAGCUGCAAGUAAAUGUGGAGAAAACAUCAAUGAGCUUGUUGGGAAGAAGAGAAGCCAUUGGCCUUGGCUUGUCUUUCACUGCUCUUGUUGAUUUUCUUGGCCAAAACGCCGCGGUGGCUGCAGAAGCUACUGCCCCGUGUGAAUUCACUACGACUCCUUCAGGCCUUGCCUUCUGUGAUAAAGUUGUUGGAUUUGGCCCUGAAGCUUCCAAAGGCCAAUUGAUCAAGGCACAUUAUACCGGAAAACUGGAGAAUGGGAAGGUGUUUGACAGCAGCUAUAACCGCGGGAAGCCUCUUACAUUUCGGAUUGGUGUUGGUGAGGUUAUUAAAGGAUGGGAUCAAGGAAUUCUUGGAGGAGAUGGAGUUCCACCGAUGCUCGCUGGAGGAAAGCGUACAUUGAAACUACCUCCGCAGCUUGGAUAUGGAAUGAGGGGAGCCGGUUGUAAAGGAGGUUCAUGCAUCAUUCCUCCGGAUUCAGUUCUUCUGUUUGAUGUGGAGUUCAUAGGAAAGGCAUAGGCAUGAGAUUUGAUGGGGUUUCUAGCAUUACACUUGCAGGAUACUAAGAUAGCGACAACUGAAAAGUAUCCUGGAACAGCCUCUCUUCUUCGGAAUAACAAUAGAGCUGCGACGACGCGUCGACGCAUAUAUUCAUUGUACACAAAAUGGAUGGACCAAUAGUGGAGUGAGUUUGAAUGCAUUUCAAUCACUUAAUCGCUGUUACAGAUAGACCAUCCUAUAUAUUUUUCCCUACAAGAUCCUGAAACUGUAUGAAACUAGACACAAUCAACUUCUUUGCUUGUGAAAAACUAGAUAAUAAGAGAUUGCUCACCAAAAUAUAUUAGGAUUGGUGACAAUCUGAAAAUGGCUGAGAUAAUAAUAUUGCUCUAAGAAAGAUGAUUUGUCUCUCAA